AUGAAGGCAUUCUCUCCUCUCAUCGUCUCCUCUCUGCUCCUCCGUUCCACACAAGCCUUUAGUAGAGAAGCAUUAAAACCAUCCUCUUCGCCCUUGACAAGAAAAUUCACCUCCGGCACAGCACUAAUGUCCAAGCCCUUCUCUGUCAUCGUUGAAGCUGAGAUCAAGCCAGAUCGCAUGGAUGAGUUUAUGACCAUGAUCCAAAAGAAUGCCGAAGCGUCUCGCAAGGAACCUGGAUGCAUCCGAUUCGAUGUUCUUAGAGCACAGGACAAUGAGAACAAGUUCUGGUUCUAUGAGGUCUACGAGAACCCAGCUGCUGUGGAUUUUCACAAGACACAAUCUCACUACCAAGCAUGGGCUGACUUCAAGGAAAGCGGCGGAACUGUCAACAGUGUUUCGCACAAGGCAGAUGGGGAAUUCAUUGGAUAA
Messenger RNA from Cylindrotheca closterium, 429 nucleotides. The record is from the annotation of a GenBank genome assembly. NCBI's taxonomy places the organism in Eukaryota, Bacillariophyta, Bacillariophyceae, Bacillariales, Bacillariaceae.